AUGGCAGGUAUAGUAUCCGACGAAAUGGUGGCAGAAGAUUUCAGCUCAACACCUUGCCCGCUGUCAAAGGAAUCACAUCAUGAAAAAAUUAUAUUACAAACAGGCGAUGCACAUGGAGUCUGUGAUGAAGAUUCUACCUCGCCCGCUUGGCAGCCGGUGUCAGCUUCUUUUAAAACACCAUCUCUUGAUGCACUGGAAGAUUCACCCAAUGCAAAACAAAAAUACUUCAAAAAAUGCGUGCCCCUAUACAAGGCUGCGGUAGAAGGUGACUGGGAAGCGGCUAGUAGAAUCAUGAUUGAAGAUGAAACUCUUUUACGUGCAUCUAUCACGAAAGGAUGGCAGACUGUUCUUCAUGUUGCCGCAGGAGCAAAACAUGUUCACUUUGUGAAGGAGUUGCUGAAACAGUUGGACAAACGCGACCUAGAAUUACAAGAUCAAAAGGGCAAUACAGCCUUAUAUCAUGCUGUUGCAGCUGGAACCCUACCAGUGGCUAAGAUUUUGAUGCAAAAGAAUCCAAGGCUGCUAGAAAUUCGGGGAGGUCAAGGAUUGUCACCGCUCUAUUAUGCUGCUUUGUUUGGACAUGGCAAGAUGUCUUUGUAUCUCUACCCUGAACUCAUAAAACUUGUUAGUGAGGCGGAAAGAGCUGGGAUAUUUUUCAGCUGCAUUAACAACGGUUUAUAUGAACUAGCAUUGAAAAUGCUUAAAGACUAUCCGGAGCUUGCAGUGGUUCGCAACGCGAAUGGUGAGACAGCAUUGCAUUUGUUGGCUCAGAAGCCUUCGGCAUUCGCCAUCAAAACUUCAAGAAUAUUGAAAAACUUCCUUUAUUCUUGUACAAACAAGAGAAACUUGACAAGAACGCCCUGCUGUCAAUUACUGAAAUGUCUUUGGGAAGAAGUUUUAUGGCAAAAUGACUCGACUGUUAUCGACGUUAUAAGAAGGCCUUCACAUGUACUAUUUAUCGCAACAAAGCUGGGAAACUUUAAGUUCGUGGCUGAGCUUAUUGGCUCUUAUCCUGAUUUGAUAUGGGAAACAGAUGACAGCAAUCAGAGUUUAUUCCACAUCGCAGUCGCAUACCAUCAGGCAAGCAUAUUCAGUCAGGCACAAAAGCUGGGUUUAAAUAAGAAUAUCGUGCUCUCGUUUAAAGAUGAUAAGAACAACAACAUACUACAUUUAGCGGCGAAGUUAGCUCCAUCAAAUCAAUUAAAUACCGGGUCAAGAUCUACCAUUCAAAUGAAACGAGACUUAUCAUGGUUUAAGGUAACCCGUCUCUCCCUCCCUUUAAAAAAAAUAAUGUAG
Messenger RNA from Prunus armeniaca (apricot), 1296 nucleotides. The record is from the annotation of a GenBank genome assembly. NCBI's taxonomy places the organism in Eukaryota, Viridiplantae, Streptophyta, Magnoliopsida, Rosales, Rosaceae.